AUGGCCCAAAAUCCUCCACCUCCGGUUUGCCCGGUCCCGGGCGGUGUUCCGGUCUCGCUACCCAGCGGGCGCUCAAAGCAUUGGCCCGACCUCUGGACCAUUCCUGACCACCCGCUGGCUCCAAACUUCGGCAUGUAUCAAGGGAAAAUCUACUUCGGUCUUGUCUACUCAGCACCGGAGACUCGUAAGGCUCUGAAGAAUUUCCUUGAUGUUGCCCCAAUCCCGGAAGGUACACCAGACGGGAUUGAGAAAGCAGGGCUUCUGGUCAUGGCUCCCGGUGACUGUCUCAUCGUUCGAGACAUUCAGGGCAGCGGCAUGGAAGAGGAUGAUCAUGUUCAUGCGGUUCUCACCCCUCCGGAGCUCUUCUCACAAGAGCUUCGUGAUGACAUCCGCUCUGUCCGUGAUGACAUCCUUGGCCCUGUCGAGGAGCGCACCGCUGUGAAGGGUGGUGUAGCCUGGGAGCGGAGCCCUGAGGCCAAGUCUCUGAGGAACGCUGACCGCUGCUCCUCCCUCACCACUUCCCAUCAGGCUCCGAAGCAGCAGACUGCCCCCAUGGCGUCCACUCGGAUGCCGCUUGGAGUGCUUAGUGAGCAUCAGACUGUGCGAAAGCAUGCCAUACAGGCCAACGCUGCCAUCGCUGUGGAAGCUAUGGAGCUCUCUCUUCCACAUGAAGCCAAGCUUCUGCGUCAGCGUGCGGAGGCAUGCAAUGUGCCCCGUGUGGGCCAUGCAAACAACUACUUCUUCCCUGCCAUGCAGCUCAACCUGUCACCUGCCGCAGAGGCUGACACUGCAGUGCAAACCUUUACCCAGAAUAUGGGUGCCUUUGCUGGCAAACACAUCGAUUACCACGAUGCAUUGAACGGGUGGACGCACCUCCUAUGCCACAGUGACCUUCAUGGUGAUGAAGACCCUGGGGUCCUUAUCAUCAUGACGUUCGGAGUGUGUGUUCGCUUGGGCGGGCUAGCAUCUCUUCUGUUCUCUGGACGGCAUGUGCAUGGAGGUUUCCCACCCACCGCUAAGGAGGGAGAGAAGCCGCACCCCCAUUCUUACCGGAUGGUGAUCGUCUCUUACCCUCCUAGCUCCCUGUUCGAUGUAACUGGUAAGGUGACCCUGGGGUAUACACCUGAGGGUCCCUUGAACAUCUGUAAGGAGUUCAUUGAUCCAAAGUACGACGAGUUGGUCAUCAAGGGCACUCCUACAUCCAUGACUGCUGAUGCCUUGGCUAUCAUGGAUGAGGAGGCGGUCAUGGACUACCAUGGGCGUAGCUUGGCUAACCUUGCUGCUGGCCUGACUCGUCAGCUUCCACCUUCACUUGGUGCUCGCUUUGAUGUUAACCAGUUCCUUCGUGCAUUCACGUACAAGGAUCCAGUUACCAGAGAGGAGCGCCACUUGAACCCGUGGGAGCUGGGCCCGGGGUCGACAGAGAUGUCCAGCCUUGGGUGCACCCGUGCCGGGGUCACUGCUGCAUGGGCAGAUGCGCAGGCUCGCCUCAAACCUUUCUUCCCUGAGCUCGAGUCCACUAAGGGCUUGAUCAUGGCGGAGGAGGAGGGCGAUGAGUCAGUCCCUGCUACCACUGGGGAUAAACCAGGUGGGAAGCAUCCUCGUGAAGAGGAGUGGGUUAUGCGUCCAAUGACGCGUGCUGCAAAGAAGGCCAAACUCCAGUCCAAGUCUUAUGCAGACUUGCAGGCUGCUGGUCAGAAGGGCCAUAUCCAGUCUGUCCGCAGACUUCAUCUUGGUGCUACAGGCAUCAGGGUCUCUUCUCGCAAGAAGGGGAACGGGAAGCAGCGUACAGGCAAGGAGCCUGAGCAGGGAGGGGAGGCGUCUACUUCCCAGAUGGUUUUGCGACCCCGUGCUGGAAAGGGCUCUGAUGGUGAGAACCUUGGUUCUGAAGAUGAAGACACCUCAGAUGGAGACUUCCGUCCUCCUUCUGAGCGUGUCCCUGCAGUGAAGCGUGCUGUCAUCCAGAUUUCUGAGGACGCACUCCCUGAGAUCUGGAAGGACAGUGCUGCUUAUGCUAGGGGUGACCAUCCAGGGCCUCAUGGCAUAUCUCCCUCGGAGGAUGGGCAUGCAGUAAAUGCUGAGCCUUCAGCCAAGCCCUAUGAGAAGGUGCUUGCAACCUUCUCACAGCCGCAUCUUCAGAAGCUGCUCUCUAAGCUCCAAGUUGAGGUCAAGAAGCUUGAGGCUGAUCGCGCGCUUAUCCAGCGCUACUCGGGCACACCGCACAAGCAGAUCUAUAUGAUCUUGGAGGGCCUGGAUAAGUCCUCAAUAUUCUCCCCUGCCUUUGUCUCUGCCUUCCCUAGUUUCUGGGAUGCGAUCACUGUGCAGGAGCACAAGUCCAACAACCAUCAACUCAACCUCCUCCUUAUGCGCUCUCAGAUCAUGGCCGCUGUUGGAUCUGCCUGGACUUGGCUGGAUGUGCAGUUCCCUGCUAUGUGCAUGGCCAUUCUCCGUGAUGAAGUGGAUAAACAGAGCGCACCCUGGCUUUACCGCCUUGUGCAGGAUGUUAAGAAGGCACACUGCCAUUGUGGUGUGGUGCAGCUGGACCCCUUGUCCUAUGACCUCCGUGUUCCCUCCACUGCUGCUCGUACCUUCAACUUCUCAGAUGAUGACCUGGAGCCUUCCUCUGAGGUUUUGGAGACCUGCGUUAUGGCUGUCCUUCACUCCACCAUCCGUUCCUGGCUUGCGUUUCCUGGCCCUCAGAGCAUCAGCCGCAUCCAGGGGACUUUUGUCCGUCACCUCACCAGUGUCUUUGGCUCAGGCCAGGUCCUGCUUCUAGACAAGGUCUGGAACUUCUACCGCCUUGCGCGCACUGCUUUGCUUGGUGACCGCCUCCCACCUCGCCAUGCCUUUCAGCCAGACAUGCUUUCCGAGUUCCUUCAGGAUCUGUCAGCACUCCCGCUGGCUGAUUCUGACUCGGAGGAGCGUCGCAUUCUAUCCCAGAUUGAGGAUGCCGUCACUGCCCACCGCGCUCUCCUCA
Messenger RNA from Trametes versicolor FP-101664 SS1, 2977 nucleotides. RefSeq lists its product as uncharacterized. The annotation marks the transcript as partial. Lineage: Eukaryota; Fungi; Basidiomycota; Agaricomycetes; Polyporales; Polyporaceae. The transcript is spliced from 14 exons. The record is from RefSeq and is a predicted model, not a curated record.